CCUACUUGAGUAUAGCCGGGUAGAGGGAGCAUGAGGAUCUAACCAAAUUCCUCACCCGGUGGAAGGAUGAAGUUGACAAGGUGGAGGAGAUGGACGAAAAAACCGCUAUGUCCCUCCUGGUCUCUGGACUCCGUUCCGGAGAAUUGUACAAAGAAUUUUGCAGGAGACCUCCUCAGUCCUACCAAGAGGUCUACAACACGGCUUGGGAUUAUGCAGAUGCUGAGGCUCAGGUUUCUUCCAAAAGGGAAGCCGAGCAAGGCCACCUUAGGGGGAGAACUACGAUAAAGAGGGAAGUUGAACUACCCGGCAGGGUAAAGGCUGAGGUGAUGGAGGUGAAACCUGAGGUGGAGAAGAAACCGACAGGGGAAAAUCAGUGGACAGAAAAAUAUUGUUCUUUCCACAAAACGGACUCUCAUAACACUACCGAGUGCAAUAGUGUUAAGGGGGUAAUUAAGCAUAUGAUCGAGGCUGGGGAGCUUGAUCAGGAAUAUUUAGCCCAGGCAAGACAAAAGAAGAAUCAGUGGGUCCGGCCCGAAGGACAAUCGGCCGACCAAAAUAAAAAGAAGAAAGCAGCCGGUAAGGAACAUGUAAAAAUGAUCUACGGUGGACCGGAGGGAGGAGAUUCGGCUUCUCAAAGAAAGAAAUGGGGACGAGAACUUUAUGUGGAUUCAUUUGCCUUUGACCCUAGGCAGAAGCAAACCAAACGGGAGCCGAUCAUUUUUACUGACCAGGAUCUUCCCAUCACGGGGGAAGAUCAUAAUGAUCCUCUAGUAAUCACCAUGGACAUGGGUGGAGUUGAUAUCUCCCGGGUACUUGUAGAAACGGGCAGUAGUGACAACGUUUUGUACCUGGAGGCCUUCGAGAAACUUAAGCUGUGUCGCACACGGCUUGAACCGUUAAAAACUCCCCUGUCCAGGUUCACCGGGGACUCUGUUAAAGCUGAGGGAACAAUCCUCAUAACAUGCGAGUUGGGAACGGGGGACAAAGUCAUGCAAAAGGAGAUGAGUUUUGUGGUAGUGAACAUCAAAUGUGUUCACAAUGCCAUCCUGGGCCGGCCAGGAAUUAACAAAGUCCGUGGAAUCAUCUCCAUGGCCCAUCUCUGCAUGAAGUUCUAUACACCGGGCGGUAUAGGACAAGUUAGAGGAGACCAGAAGAAAGCCCGAUCUCUUUAUCUCGAAGCUGUGAAGAAGACGACAAAGGCAUUCGAGAGGGUCACCUUGGGCCAAGCCCUGGCCGGCUUCCUAGUCAGACUGACCGGUCUGGAACCUGAGGUGGGACCAUCCCAUACGGUCGAACCAUGGUGGGACAUGGCCGUCGACGGGGCUUCAGGACCGAAGGGAUGUGGGACCGGGAUAGUUUUUACGACUCCUGAAGGAUUCAAGAUCUACCAUGCCUUGGUGUUUAACUUCAAGCUUACCAACAACGAGGCAGAGUAUGAGGCGCUGGCCGGCGGGCUCAGAUUAGCCCGGGCACUUGAUAUGCUUUCCAAACUAAUGCAAGCCUGCCCGGAGCAUGUAUCAAAUUUGGCCAAAACUGAGAUAUUAGACCUACCAAGUGCCGACUGGUUGGAAGUCGCGGCCGUCCAGCGUGGUCAGAGCUCGCCUGUUGGAGUGAUUGAAGCGGAUGAUGAGUGGAGAUAUGACCUCGUGGAAUACUUGAUGACCGGCCAGAAACCGGACGACGAAGAACGGGCCAGGAAGGUAGUCUUGCGGGCUCCCCGGUUUCAUGUUCUGGAUGGUCACUUGUACAAACGUGCUAUUGUAGGACCUUUACUACGCUACCUCACCGAUCCGGAGGUAGAAUGGGUGAUCGCCGAGUUUCGCCACCCCCGGUUCACGGCAUACUUGGCCAAUUUUGGGAUCAAGCAUUACAAGGCUUCGGUGGCGUACCCCCAAGGAAAUGGCCAAGUUGAAAAUGCUAACCGGACGAUAGUGGACGGGCGGAAAAAAAGGAGAGCAACCGGGGAGACGCCAUUCGUGCUAACUUACGGAUGUGAAGCCCGGUUACCAAUCGAGGCAGAAUUCCCAAUAUUUAGAGAAGCCGUGUAUCAAGUCGGUCAGAACGAGGUUGACCACAUGGCUGAGUUGAAUCUAGUGGAGGAGAGAAGAACGAUGGCAGCUAUCAAAAUGGCCAGGUAUCAGCAAUCAGUAAAGAGAUAUCAUGAUAACUGGGUUGGUCCACAUUAUUUCCAGGCGCACGACGAAGUCUUACGAAGGAGGGAUGCCAGUAAGCCCAACGAAAGAGGCAAGCUAGUGCGCAACUGGGAAGGGCCGUAUCGCAUUAAGGCGAUUAUCCGCCCGGGCACUUAUCAACUGGAAACCAUGGAGGGUGGACGAGUCGACCGGCAUUCGAACUCUCACCACCUGCGCAAGUUUUAUAGAUGAGUGUAAUAUGUUCCCGAUAAUGAAAUAAAACUUGUUCAUUUCAGAAGUAUCGUUUUUAAAGCCGGUCAAAAAUUGGUUACAGACCAGUCUAACCGGGUAGAUGUUCAAUCGAAUUGGACAUCCAAAAAAAAUAGCCAGCCGGUCUGGUCAAACUAUCCGUACUGACACAGAAUCAAAUGACGUAACCAAA
Cuscuta campestris is the source of this 2574-nucleotide messenger RNA. Lineage: Eukaryota; Viridiplantae; Streptophyta; Magnoliopsida; Solanales; Convolvulaceae. The record is from the annotation of a GenBank genome assembly.